CGCGCUUCGCAGCGUGACACUUCCGGCAAAAUUCUUCGUCCGAGAUGCUGUAGGCGCACAUACAGCUACAGCUGUUCGCUUCGAAUUAGGACACACGAAUCCCGUCACGGGAUGUUGUCAACAAACACACGUUUGUAAAUAAAUCCGAUGUGUUGACGGAUUUGAAGCUCUCCGAGAAGACCCUUCUUCGUGUGUAAUUACCAGUCGCGCACGAUUAACCUAUUCCCCUCGCAGCGCAAAUCGUGGGUGUUCUUUUUAUAGAGUAGGCUCUCUGACCUCCUUCUAUUUCUCAAGAGUGCACUCGAAACAGCCUCCCUUCUGUACACAGAUCAUGUUACAGUCAAUCUUUUAAGUAAUAUAUAUAUAUAUAUAUAUAUAUGUUGACAGCCACACAACAUUAUGCCAGACAGGAACAAAGUUUUGGUCGGUGCUGGAGUAAUAUGGGGUGUAACCUUUUGCUGUCUUUUAUUUAGUCGCAAGUUAUUAAGACCCAUGGCAUUAUUAAAUUUCAUCCCCACUAUUUUAUAUCGCAAUCAAAAAAUGAAGAAUGAAGAUGAACAAAAACAUAAUGCAGAUGAUCCUGGUACAUCAACGAAUUGUGAUAAUAAUGUACAUACAAAUGAGCAAAAUGAAGUGCAAAAUGAAGAGCAAAAUAGACAACUAACACCAAAUUUUAUGAUGGGAGGAUUAACUGCAGCAUCGCCACCGAAAUUUGUGUCUUUUGAUGAAAUUAUAAAAACUGCCAAUGGGAUGAAAAAUAUGGCCUUAGCGCAUGAAAUUGCGGUAGAUAAGAAUUUUCAAUUGCAAAAAUUGGAACCGGAAGAUGGUAGCUUUCAUAGGCGAGUAAAAGAAAUAAUGCAUAAAGCUUUUUGGAACCUGUUAGCGCAAAAAUUGGCCGAAGACCCGCCAGAUUAUUCGCACGCACUGGUUUUAUUGAAAGAAAUUAAAGAAUCCUUGGACGAACUUGUACCGCCGCAAAAUUCCAGAAUUAAAGAAAAUAUCAGAGAAGUGCUCGAUCUAGACUUGAUCAAACAGCAAGCAGAAAAAGGCGUAUUAGAUUUUCAUCAUUACGCGGAAUACAUAAUCUCUGUUAUGAGUAAGAUUUGCGCGCCUGUCAGAGAUGAAAAGAUCAAAGAGCUCUCGCAGCAAGUGGACAUAAUUGAAACGUUCAAAGGUGUCAUGGAAUUGUUGCAGCUUAUGAGAUUAGACUUGGCGAAUUUUACCAUCACAAUGAUGAGGCCAAACAUCAUCGCUUUGAGUGUCGAGUAUGAAAAAGCAAAGUUUGCCGAAUUUUUAAAGAUUAAUUCAAACGGUUUGCAAUACACAGAAAAAUGGUUACUGAAACAUUUCGAUCCAGAAAAGAUCGCGAGUUCAUCGAACAGCGAUACUAGUAAUAUAAGACAAAUCACUCAUUCUCUAGUGACAGAGGCGUAUCUCGAUCUUCUAGAAUGGGAUUUUAAUCCAAAUGCUGAAACAUUGAUGUUGGAUCAAGGAAGACUUUUGGAAUUGCGCGAUAUAACUAAUAGAUUGAGUGUUAUCGGUUCUGUGAUAUUGUUGGUUAAUAAUACAAUUGGCGCACCGAUUCACGGAAUUUCGAGUUUUAAAAAGAAUAUUAAGGAACACUUGAAUGCGUUGUUGGAUUCUGUACAUUCCAACAAGGAUUUGGAAGCUGCGAUGCCUAACAUUGUACUUCAAGUAAAAGAAGAUGUCAAAGCGACCUUAAGGGAAGUUGAUGCUCCCGAAUUAUCUCCAGAAUUAGAAACAUUGUUGGAAGGCCAGAUAGCCGAUCUUAUAGAUACAAAACAUAAAAUCAGAUAUCUUGUCAGUUUGCGAAUUAGACAAUUCCUACAGAAAAUUAUCCAAUCACAAUCCACUGCGCCCCAACAAGUACCGCCAGGUCUCUCUUCGCUACAAGAGGAAUUAACAGCCGUUGCUGCUCGAUUUGUAAUACUUAUCUCGCAUAAUCGCAGCGUAUUUGGUGAAUAUUACCAAGACAUUGUUGCAAACGCGUUUGCGAAAAGCGACGUUGACAAUAACAAAGAAAUGCAUGGAGCACAUACUAUGGAAUUGUAAAAAAGAAAGUAGAAACAAAGUAAAAUUUUACAUGUAUGAUGUUAAAUACACUUCCGCGAGUUUCGCUAUAUACCUCUUAUUCUGAGAUAUGCACAAUUAUAUCAAGAUUGUUUAUAUAGCUCCAAUUAUAUAAAUUUUUCUCAAUACAAUUCAGAUGAGCAUCAAAUUACAUUUAUAUUUAUUGUGCAUCUCUUUUACUAGAAAUAUGAUAGAUUUUUCUUUUUCGAAUAUUAUAUCGA
Molecule: messenger RNA, 2312 nt
Organism: Camponotus floridanus (Florida carpenter ant)
Lineage: Eukaryota; Metazoa; Arthropoda; Insecta; Hymenoptera; Formicidae
Product: T-complex protein 11-like protein 1
Exons: 9
Coding region: 400-2073 (557 amino acids)
Biological process (GO): signal transduction
Source: RefSeq, a predicted model, not a curated record